Messenger RNA from Anolis sagrei ordinatus, 1872 nucleotides. It is a transcript of the gene EIF2S3, whose product is annotated as eukaryotic translation initiation factor 2 subunit gamma. Gene Ontology annotation, molecular function: GTP binding; GTPase activity; tRNA binding. Gene Ontology annotation, cellular component: eukaryotic translation initiation factor 2 complex; cytosol. The record is from RefSeq and is a predicted model, not a curated record. NCBI's taxonomy places the organism in Eukaryota, Metazoa, Chordata, Lepidosauria, Squamata, Anolidae. Gene Ontology annotation, biological process: formation of translation preinitiation complex.
CGUCGGGCUCCUAACUUCCUUUUCAACCAAGAUGGCGGGGGACGAGGCGGGAGUGACUCUGGGGCAGCCGCACCUUUCCCGGCAGGAUCUGAGCAGCCUGGAUGUUUCUAAGUUAACACCUUUGUCACCAGAAGUCAUCAGCAGACAAGCUACGAUAAAUAUAGGUACAAUUGGCCAUGUGGCUCAUGGAAAGUCAACUGUAGUAAAAGCUAUUUCUGGAGUUCAUACUGUCAGAUUCAAAAAUGAACUGGAAAGAAAUAUCACCAUCAAGCUGGGCUAUGCUAAUGCUAAGAUAUACAAACUUGAUGACCCAAGUUGCUCGCGACCAGAAUGUUACCGAUCCUGUGGGAGCAGUACACCUGAUGAAUUCCCUACAGAUAUUCCUGGGACCAAAGGGAAUUUCAAACUAGUCAGGCAUGUCUCCUUUGUGGAUUGUCCUGGUCACGAUAUCUUGAUGGCUACUAUGUUGAACGGAGCAGCUGUCAUGGAUGCAGCUCUGCUGUUAAUAGCUGGCAAUGAGUCAUGUCCUCAGCCACAGACCUCAGAACACUUAGCUGCUAUAGAAAUUAUGAAACUGAAACACAUUCUAAUUCUACAGAACAAGAUUGAUUUGGUAAAAGAGAGCCAAGCCAAGGAGCAGUAUGAGCAAAUUCUAGCAUUUGUGCAAGGUACAGUUGCAGAAGGAGCUCCAAUUAUUCCAAUCUCAGCACAGCUAAAAUACAACAUUGAAGUUGUUUGUGAAUAUAUAGUAAAGAAAAUUCCAGUGCCCUUAAGAGACUUCACAUCAGAGCCAAGGCUUAUAGUUAUUAGAUCUUUUGAUGUCAACAAACCUGGUUGUGAAGUUGAUGACCUGAAGGGAGGCGUAGCUGGUGGUAGCAUUCUGAAAGGUGUAUUAAAGGUAGGCCAAGAGCUUGAGGUGAGACCUGGCAUUGUCUCAAAGGACAGCGAAGGGAAGCUUAUGUGCAAACCCAUCUUCUCCAAAAUUGUAUCACUUUUUGCAGAAAACAACGAUUUGCAAUAUGCUGUACCGGGAGGCCUUAUUGGUGUUGGUACCAAGAUUGAUCCAACGUUAUGCAGAGCUGAUCGAAUGGUCGGUCAAGUACUUGGUGCAGUUGGAGCUCUACCAGAGAUAUUCACAGAACUUGAAAUUUCCUACUUCUUGCUGAGGCGACUGCUAGGCGUUCGCACAGAGGGAGACAAGAAAGCUGCAAAGGUGCAAAAACUAUCCAAAAAUGAAGUCCUUAUGGUAAACAUAGGAUCACUCUCAACUGGUGGACGGGUCAGUGCAGUGAAAGCUGAUCUGGGCAAGAUCAUGCUAACAAAUCCCGUGUGCACUGAAGUUGGAGAAAAAAUUGCCCUUAGCCGAAGAGUUGAGAAACACUGGCGUUUAAUUGGUUGGGGGCAGAUCAGAAGAGGAGUGACAAUCAAGCCAACAGUGGACGAUGACUGAAGAGCAGAAAUGAGUGCUUCACCUCAUAAAGGAUGAUGAUCUUUCCAUAUACUUGGGGCGCAUUUCUUGGUGUGGAUGCUGUUGCACAGCCAAUAUCCACAUUAUACAGCAAGUCAACCUCCUUAGUAAAGUUCUAGUUUAUAUCUGCAAUAAAGACCUAAAUAAACUGGCCAAGAUGGAUUCAAUUAUCUACAGUUUUUGCAAACUUAAAGUAAUCUCAUGUUUAAUUUAUGACACUUUGAGACUAUUUGGAGCUGGUUUAUCUAACUUUAAGCAGUGUAAUUCAGUACCCCAUAAUCUGUUUUGAAAUAAAAAACGGCUUAUUUUUUCAUUUAAUUCUAAGAAGUCCUUGAGUAACAGAAAGUUGAAGAGAUUUAAUAGAUUAUCAGUGAAAAAGAAAAUAAACUCUCCUUGGAAGAUGA